CCAGGCCGAGAGUGGGCGUGGCCGACGUGGGGUGGGUCUCAGCCGACCCAGUCGGAGCAGACCGUUGGGCUCUCUUCCGGGUGUCACCUCCAGAGGGCGCCGGCCGCGGAUCCGCCCUCAGAGUCGCGAGGCCGGACGCAGCGCGGCGCCGCCCCACUCGCCCCAGCCGCCGCCAUGAAGGCCGUGGUGCAGCGCGUCACCCGGGCCAGCGUCACAGUUGGAGGAGAGCAGAUUAGUGCCAUUGGAAGGGGCAUAUGUGUGUUGCUGGGUAUUUCCCUGGAGGAUACACAGAAGGAACUGGAGCACAUGGUCCGAAAGAUUCUAAACCUGCGUGUGUUUGAGGAUGAGAGCGGGAAGCACUGGUCUAAGAGUGUGAUGGACAAACAGUACGAGAUUCUGUGUGUCAGCCAGUUUACCCUCCAGUGUGUCCUGAAGGGAAACAAGCCUGAUUUCCACCUAGCAAUGCCCACAGAGCAGGCAGAGGGCUUUUACAACAGCUUCCUGGAGCAGCUGCGUAAAACAUACAGGCCGGAGCUUAUCAAAGAUGGCAAGUUUGGGGCCUACAUGCAGGUGCACAUUCAGAAUGAUGGGCCUGUGACCAUAGAGCUGGAAUCGCCAGCUCCCGGCACUGCAACCUCUGACCCAAAGCAGCUGUCAAAGCUUGAAAAACAGCAGCAGAGAAAAGAAAAGACCAGAGCUAAGGGACCUUCCGAAUCAAGCAAGGAAAGAAACACUCCUCGAAAAGAAGACCGCAGUGCCAGCAGCGGGGCGGAGGGUGACGUGUCCUCUGAACGGGAGCCGUAGCUCAGGAGGCAGAAUUCAGUGUGUUAUCAUUGGGCAGAACUGGAUCCUGAAAAUUCAAGAUGCUAAGCACCUACACUACUUUAAGAAUUUGGAACUGAAACAUGAAGAGGAAGACAGAAAUAAGAAGUUGGGAACCUGAAUGGCUUUGCAAAAAACACCAAAGGACCGUUUUGUCAUUUUCUGUUGUUGCUGUGGUGGAAUGGAGGCAGUGGGCACUGCCGGUGGCUCGGGGGGUGGGUGCGCACGUGGUAGAAGGCAUGCGCUUGUGCCCCCCACAGAAAGGCUUUGUUGGUUUCUGCCACAUCUUGGCUUGCUUUUGGAACAGGCUGGCCUAGCAUCAUUUGUCAUCAAGUCCACUGUGGUGUAUUCCGCGUGUCCAUGGCGGGGGUUCUCCAACACACUCACACUGUCCGUGUUCUUUUUAUUGCUGAUUCAUAAGCCAGGGCCCUUGUUGAAGUGUCAAGAGAGCAAUCAUCAGUGAUAAUGUAUUGUGUGAGACCUUUGCAUCUUGUAAAUUUUCUCUUUUUUCUAAAAAUAAAUAAUAAUAAAAUCCUUAAUCUCAACAAACCACUUUAUUAUCAAA
This is a messenger RNA of Piliocolobus tephrosceles (Ugandan red Colobus), 1387 nucleotides long. It is a transcript of the gene DTD1, whose product is annotated as D-aminoacyl-tRNA deacylase 1. Lineage: Eukaryota; Metazoa; Chordata; Mammalia; Primates; Cercopithecidae. The transcript is spliced from 6 exons. The coding region runs from base 175 to 804 and encodes 209 amino acids. The record is from RefSeq and is a predicted model, not a curated record. Gene Ontology annotation, molecular function: D-tyrosyl-tRNA(Tyr) deacylase activity. Gene Ontology annotation, biological process: tRNA metabolic process. Gene Ontology annotation, cellular component: cytoplasm.